Messenger RNA from Chiloscyllium plagiosum (whitespotted bambooshark), 2196 nucleotides. NCBI's taxonomy places the organism in Eukaryota, Metazoa, Chordata, Chondrichthyes, Orectolobiformes, Hemiscylliidae. The record is from RefSeq and is a predicted model, not a curated record.
UCCCCCACCCACAAGAUGGGCUUGGUGGGGCAAGAGGACUGUACCCCCCCACCCCCCCGGAAUCAAUCCUUUCCAGAGAGGCACUUUCUGGGAAACCGGCUCCUUCAGCGCGAAUUCCUGGCCUGGAUGAUGGAAAAAAAACCAACGGGCACUUCGAAGCCGCCGUGUAACGGGCGCCCUGAGCACCACAGCAAUCAAAUUAAAAAAAAACACACUCUCGCUGGGAGCGGGUCGCUACCUGCUGAUUUACUUGGACGCAAUUAUUUGUUUUAAUUAUAUCCCGAUCAUCACAGUAGGUAGACACGGCUUUCCCUCCUCAUCGACCCCCGUCCGCCAUAACCCGUCCGUUCCCCGCCGAGUUAAUUCUUCAUGUUGUUUUUCUCGUCUGCACUCCUCCUCCCGGCCGCCGCGCUCGGUGCAAAUCAAGACACUAGCUCGAGCUACAGGCCCCCUGGAGCCUGUCCUAUUGGCCAGGCGUCGGAAGGCACAGGCCAAUCGGGAGAAAGGGGUCGGUUCUACUGCGGUUACGAUUGGUAAAUAAUGCCGUCCAUCAUCGCGACGGAGGCGGGUCUCGCCAACGGACUGCCCGCUCGCCCAAUCGCCAUCGCGUCUCCGCUGUGGGCGGGGACCAAGAAACUUGGUUUGAAAACCCCAACAAAUCAAACGAUUUCGGGUUGAGAUGAGAGUUUCAAACUACCGAGUUCUGACUUAGGAGCGAAUCAUUGGUCGACUGUGAGUAACCGACGGUAGAACGUGAAUUAUCAACAGUGAGAACGCCAUUUUUGAAAUGUAUUUUUAACCGACGUUGCUAAGUUACGGGAGAGGCUGAUGGUGAUUGGCGGGGCGGUGUUGAACGGUGUUGGCCAAUGGCGUCGGCGGUCUCUGUGUCACGUACCAUGACGUCACGAGGCUGCGGGUGGAAGUGCCGGCCCCAGGGUCUUGAAUGGGCGGGGCCGGCUCAGUAGGCGGAGCGAUGGGCGAGGUCAACACCGUCAAGUGUGUGGUGGAGUUCGAGGCGGCUUUGCGGGAGAGUGAGCAGCGCUUGGUCGUCAUGCUCUUUUCCGCGCACUGGUGCGAGUUCUGCCAGAUGAUCCAGCUCUACUUCGAUGAGUUCGCCGAGUCCUAUCCGGAGGUGGCCUUCUACGAGGUUGACAUCAACGUAGCCAAGGACGUGGUGCAGCUUUGCCGCAUUGAGUGGUUCCCCACCUUCCAGUUCUACAGGACCGGAGCCAAGAUCUUUCAGUUCAAGGGACCCAACCGCUGCCUUCUGGAGCGGAUGAUCCAAAAGCUGCAGGGAGAUGAUUUGCAGUGUUCACCUAAAUUAAAGCAGGCCAAUACCUAAUGGUUUUCUGUCUGCGUUUUCUUUUUCUCCCCUUUUUGAAGAUUAGAGUCACGGAGGUUUCACAGCACAGAGCAUUACCGCACCAUUCACCUCAUUAUUCCAACCCCGUUCUCAAGCAAUUGACCAGUAGUAUUUUAGUUAAAAAUCACACAUCAGGUAAUAGUCCAACAGGUUUAAUUGGAAGCACUAGCUUUCGGAGUAUUUUAGAUAUAUUAAGUAGUAUUCAUUUUCUAGGUGAGAGAAAGGUUAUAUUUUUCGGGCAAGUUUAUAAAAUAAUAAUUGGUACCAAGCAAACGUAAUCGUGGAUAUUCCAUUCCAAAAUACAGAACUGGGGAUAUCAUUUACCAGUAGGAUUUGGCAGCACUUGUGUGCUCAAUGAUGUGAGUAGGAAUAUUUUUCCACUUUGAAUACUCAGCAAUGAUCAAUCCGAGAUCAGGCUUAGCGCAGUUAAGGCAUAAUCAAAAGCUGCUUUAAUCUUUGUAUUUUAGACAAUUUUAAUCAAACUAUUCAAACGUGCUAUUACACAUGUCUCGAACAGGUGGUACUUGAACCAAUGCCUUCUGUUUUGGAGAAAGGACACUACCACUGGACCACAUUGUAUCCUAUAGCAUUUCAAACGCGUGUUUUUCUUUUUAACAUUCGCGCCAUAGGGUUUUUACAGCACAGAAACAGGCUCUUUGGUCCAUUGUAUUUAUGCUGGCCAGAAGGAAACUGACAUUCUGUAAAUAAAAUUAAAUGUGUGAUUCAAAAAUUGACGUGAGAGAAAUGGCUUUUGAUUCCUGGGUCACCACUACUGGGAAAAUGGUAGCUAUAUUGAUGGAACGGUCUUCAGCAGAACUUCCUGGGACCUGUGC